Messenger RNA from Drosophila guanche, 2515 nucleotides. RefSeq names its product sentrin-specific protease-like. Gene Ontology annotation, molecular function: deSUMOylase activity. Gene Ontology annotation, biological process: protein desumoylation. Bases 1289 to 2362 code for a protein of 357 amino acids. NCBI's taxonomy places the organism in Eukaryota, Metazoa, Arthropoda, Insecta, Diptera, Drosophilidae. Gene Ontology annotation, cellular component: nucleus. The record is from RefSeq and is a predicted model, not a curated record. The transcript is spliced from 5 exons.
CAAUGCAGUUUUGUUUUUUGUUUGCCCCUUUUCCUUUUUAGCGAUAUUGAAAAAUACGAGCACAUAUCUGUAGUUUAAGAUGUGACGACACACAAGAGCAGCAACCGCAGGGGGGGGGGUGGUUGCUUUCCCGUAACCAGAUCAAAUGGCAAAUGGCAACAAAAAAUAAGUAAAAUUUCAGAGCCAACCAGCUAUGUCCUGGCCUGCUGUAAUUCCUCGAGGUUUGACAUUGCGCCCCCCCCGCGAAACGACAAAUUGUUGUCAAAUAUUUGGUCAACACUUCAACAAUGCUUGGCAGCAAUUUGCAAACGUGCCCCUGCUGGCAGGCAGGGAGCUCUGCCCCAGCCGACUGCCAAUUGAAGCCAUUUUCCUUUAUUUCUCCCUCUUUUUUUUGACGCUGCGUGCCGAGCGCCAUCAAUCGAUUUGCAUGAACGGAAAAAUGUGAAAAAUUACAAUGAAUAAAAAAGAGAAAUGGCCAAAACGCGUGGUGGUGAGGCGGCUGAGGGUUGGCUUUUCGAUUUGUAACAAUUAUUGGUCGUUACGGGCGCAAGUUUCAAAAACCAAUUCGUGUGUCGUGCCGUGCCCGAGCUCCAAUUAUUGCACCGUUUUGUGGCAUACUCUGUGGCACGGCAUGCUCCUGCUGCCAGGCAUAAUACCUCUUUUGCGCUAGUAACAAUAAACAAAUAUUAUUGACAUGCAAAAAUGCCACAAAAAUGUCAGGAAAUAUAUUCAUUGAAUAGCAAGCAGCAGGCCAGGAAAUGGUCAAACUGGAAACUAUUUCUACAGCAACAUUAAAUCUACAUCCAAUUAAGUGGCACCUUUCCAGGGGGUUCCAGGCGGUUGCUGGACUUGCUCCAAUUGUUUGGAAAUUGCCGUGGGCAUAAUUUUCAUUAGUGCCAAAUUUCAGCUCGCAGUUUAUUUUUAAUUGAAAUCCAUGUUGACACUUUUAUGCGUUUUUGGUAGUCCUUUUUUGGUUGAUUUUAGGCUUCCGUUUGGCUAAAAUGUUCAACAUUUUUCGCCCAAAAACAUUUUCACAGUUUAUUUAUUUAAAUUUAUUGGCUUUGCUCUGUCGGGGGUUAAGCACAUGACAUUUCAAUUUUCAACAAUUGCCAUAAACCGAUACUAUCGCCAUUUUCGCCAAGCAUCAAAGCAGGCCUCCAAGAGUGAGUCGACACUUUUUAGCUGGCAACAAAUGUUGCAAGAAAUUUCCCUUUGUUUGUUUGGAAAUUAUUAUUAAGUAUUUGCGAAGAUUCUGUUGGUAAUUUUGAGCAUUGAGCAGAGUGAGAUAAUGAACACCGAAACCGAAACCGAAACCGAAAACUCAAUCGUGGAGAUCUUAGAUUCAUCGGAAGAUGAGCAGGAGUCGGGCUACCAAAGCUACCAAACCGAAAACUCAAUCGUGGAGAUCUUAGAUUCAUCGGAAGAUGAGCAGGAGUCGGGCUACCAAAGCUACCAAACCGAAAACUCAAUCGUGGAGAUCUUAGAUUCAUCGGAAGAUGAGCAGGAGUCGGGCUACCAAAGCUACCAAACCGAAAACUCAAUCGUGGAGAUCUUAGAUUCAUCGGAAGAUGAGCAGGAGUCGGGCUACCAAGGUGUGCCCGAGGCCGUCACAAUUAUUUGUCCAAGUUCUGACUCCGAACCGGAGGAGGUACACUCCGAUGAAGCCAACCCAACAAUGCCAAGACGUGCCACGCGUCUCAGCAAGGAUGAUCUGAUGCUUGCAGAAUCCCUGCUGGUUGGCCAGGACUCGGAAAAGAUGGUUGAAAAGUUUAAGCUGUCCAUUUACCGCGGAGAUCUGCGUAGGCUUGCGCCCAGCUGCUGGCUGAAUGAUAAUAUUAUCAAUUUCUACCUCUGCCUGAUUGUGGAACGUUCGGAGGCGCUGGACCAUCCCUCGGUGUAUGCCAUGUCGACGUUUUUCGCAGAGAAAUUACUGGAUGGCGGCGGCCAUGCCGCUGUGCGUCGCUGGACUCGGAACGUGAAUAUCUUUGCGUAUGAUCUGAUACUCGUGCCAGUGAAUCAGCAUUUCCACUGGACCUUGGCGGUGAUAGAUAUGGCCAGGCAGGCAAUUACGUACUACGAUUCGAAGGCGGGUGAAAAUUGCAAGUUGCUCACGGCAUUGGAGCGAUAUUUGUGCGAGGAGUUCGAGGACAAACACGGCCAGCCACUGGACCCAAGUCUCUGGGCCAAGGAACAUGAUGCAAUGACGCCACAGCAAUCCAACAACGAUGACUGCGGCGUCUACCUGUGCCUCCUGGCGAAACAUUUAACCGCACAGCCACGACGGUGUAUCCGCAACACGAAUAUAGCUGAGUAUCGGAUAAUAAUGAUGUUGGAAAUUUACGAAAAGUGUCUAAGAGGCUAGGGAAAGUUUGGCGGAUUAAAGAACUGAAUUUCGCCUGUGCUGGCAAACAUUUGAAACUGGCAUUUCCCCCUUUUGCACAUUGCUUUUUCCCAUUGUCUGUCUCUGCAUGUACCUUUCGCAUAACCUUUCUCUCUGUGUUUGUUUUUGUUUGCU